This is a messenger RNA of Anthostomella pinea, 1800 nucleotides long. The record is from the annotation of a GenBank genome assembly. NCBI's taxonomy places the organism in Eukaryota, Fungi, Ascomycota, Sordariomycetes, Xylariales, Xylariaceae.
AUGACGAGUAUAGACGAGCUUUUCAAAUCCUCCGCUGGGAACAAACGGAAGCUUGAGCCGCUUCGAGAUCCCAACCAGAUCUACAAAUCCGCGCGCCUCACUCCGGACGGCCGCAGUAGCCGCAACGCACGCGUCGAGGACGAACCGCCGACAACAGCAGACGACGACGGAGACGUCGAAGCCGGACCCGCCCCACCACCCGACGACGAGGAGGAGGACUACGGGCCAGGACUGCCGCCCGAAGACGCCGGCGAUGACGAGGACGGCCGCUUCUUCGGAGGCGGCAUCACAGCGCAGGAGACGGAGGUGCUGGAUUACGUAGCGGACGACGACGAGACAGCCGCCAACGCCGCGCCCGAGAAGAUCGACAGCGCCUGGCUGCGCAAGACAGCCCUGAACUUCGAGAAGCGCAUCUCGCGCAACGCCGAGCAGCGCGCCAAGUACGAGGACGCACCGCAAAAGUUCAUUGCGAGCGAGGCCGAGCUCGACGCCGACAUCAAGGCGCUGUCGAUCCUGUCCGAGCACCCGGACCUGUACGCCGAGUUCGCGCGCCUGGGGUGCGUCGGCAGCCUGGUGGGCCUGCUGGCGCACGAGAACACCGACGUCGCCAUCGACGCCGUCGAGAUCAUCAACGAGCUGACGGAGGAGGACGUCGCGGCCGCGGACGCGCAGUGGGACGCCCUCGUGGACGCGCUGCUUGCGGCCGACCUGCUGGGCCUGCUGGUGUCCAACUUUGAGCGCCUGGACGAGGCGACGCAGGAGGUCGACCGCAGCGGCGUGUACUUCGCACUCAGCAUCAUCGAGAACCUCUGCGGGCGCACGGCUACCGCGGAGCAGGUCGCGGAGCACGAGAAGUUGCUCCAGUGGCUGUUGCGGCGGAUACAGGCCAAGGAAGCGACCGUGAGCCAGAACAAGCAAUACGCCGCCGAGGUGCUGGCGAUACUGGUGCAGAACUCGCCGAAGAACCGGCAGAAACUGGCCGGUCUGGACGCGGCCGACAUCAUGCUGCAGUUAGUGGCGGCGUAUCGGAAGCGGGAUCCCGAGAAGGGCGGCGAGGAGGAGGAGUACAUGGAGAACCUGUUCGAGGCCCUCACGUGCCUGGUGGACGAGCCGGAUGGCAAGACCAAGUUCAUCGAGGCCGAGGGCGUGGAGCUCUGCCUCAUCAUGCUGAAGGAGGGCAAGCUGAGCAAGGCGGCCGCGCUGCGACUCCUGGACCACGCGACGGGCGGCUCGAUGGGAGGCGAGGUCUGCCAGAAGAUCGUGGAUGCCGGCGGACUGAAGAACAUAUUCAUGCUGUUCAUGAAGAAGAACAACGACGGCCAGACGUCGGAGCACCUCAUCGGCAUCUUUGCGUCGAUGCUGCGGCUCCUGCCCGGCGGCUCGGGGGAGCGGAUACGCACGCUGGCCAAGUUCGUGGAGAAGGACUACGAGAAGACGGAGAAGCUGGUCAAGCUACGGCGGGACUACGCGGCACGCAUCACGGCGGCGGACGAGGCGAUCCGGGCGGAGCAGGCGAGGCUGACGGUCGGGGAAAGGGAGGAGAUGGCGGACGAGUGGUUCUCGCGGAGGCUGGAUGCCGGUCUCUUCUCCCUGCAGACACUAGACGUCGUAUUGGCGUGGCUGAUAGCCGAGGAUGACGGGGCAAGGAAGACGAUCACGAAGCUGCUUGCAGACCGGGAUGAGACGCUGGGCGUCAUUAAGGAUACGAUACAGGAGCAGAUCGAGGGCAUGGACGCCGAGGAUGCGGAGGGCAAAGAUACCAAGGAGAUGCUGUCGACACUAGUGCAGUUCCUACAGUAG